AUGUUCAUCAAAUACGCUCUUCCCGCCCUGGCUGCGGCCCAGGCCGUCUUUGCUGCUAGCGAUAACUGCGGCAAGGGUGAUACCAUCAAGAUCGAGAACCAGAGCGAUGCCGACGGCUACUCCAGCUGCAGCACCCUUAAGGGCGAUGUUGAGGUCUCCGGAACCUACGCCGGCGAUCUUCAACUCAAUGGAAUCAAGCAGAUCUCCGGUUCGCUGAGCUGCGAUGGUGCUUCCAACAUGACCGGUUUCUCAGCUUCUCAGCUGAACUCCAUUGGCGACACCUUCAAGCUGACUGGUCUUACCACCCUCACUACCCUCAGCUUCGGCUCGCUCACCAAGGUUGGCUCGAUCGAAUUUACCGCUCUGCCUCAGCUCCAGAGCCUGGACUUCACCAAGGGAGUUACGGAAGCUGGCAGUGUCGUCAUUACCAACACUGGCUUGAGCAGCCUUAACGGUAUCUCGCUUGAGACUGUCGGCGGCUUCGAUAUUACCGAGAACACCAACCUGAAGACCGUCAACGUCAACAACCUGAAGAACGCUACUGCUCUCAUCAACUUCGCUGGUAACAUGGACGGCCUCGAGAUUGAAUUCCCCAACCUUGGUACUGGUCAGAACAUGACCUUCCGUAACGUCAGCUCGGUUUCCGUUCCCUCUUUGGAGAAGCUCAAGGGCCAGCUCGGCUUCUGGGGUAACAAGUUCCAGUCGUUCAGCGCUCCUAACCUUACCGAGACCAGCGACUUGAUCUUCAACGACAACAGCAAGCUCAGCAACAUCAGCAUGCCUGUGCUCAAGACUGUCAACGGUGGCUUCCAGAUUGCCCGCAGUGACAAGCUUAACGUCAUCGACUUCCCCAAGUUGGAGACCGUCACCGGUGCUAUUGACUUCAGCGGUGAAUUCAACGAGGCCCACCUUGACUCCCUUAAGUUAGUUCGCGGUGACUUCAACAUGCAGAGCACUGGUAACAUCAGCUGCACUGCCUUCGACAAGAUGGCCAAGGGCCGCGAGGUCAUCAAGGGCACGGAAACCUGCAAGACCACCGAAACCCCCGAGACCCGUGAUGGCAAGUCUGGCUCUACCACUUCCACUGGCAAGGCUUCUGCCACCUCUACUGGUGCUGCUUCUGCUCUCGAUGUGUCUUCUAUGCCUGCCAUGGGCUUGGCCGCUGUCUUCGGUGCCCUUGUCCAGUAUGCUCUGUAA
Molecule: messenger RNA, 1197 nt
Organism: Aspergillus bombycis
Lineage: Eukaryota; Fungi; Ascomycota; Eurotiomycetes; Eurotiales; Aspergillaceae
Gene: ecm33
Product: GPI-anchored protein Ecm33
Exons: 3
Coding region: 1-1197 (398 amino acids)
Biological process (GO): fungal-type cell wall organization
Cellular component (GO): fungal-type cell wall; plasma membrane
Source: RefSeq, a predicted model, not a curated record